UGAAGACUUAAUAUAAAUAUAUAUAUAUGUAUGUACACAUACACAUAUGCACAUCUACAUAACAUACAUUUUUCUGCAUUAUGUUAUUACUGUUAGACUAAAAUAAAGAUACAUAUGUAAUGAGAAUCAUAGUGCAACUUAUAUUUCUGUUCAAAUUUAUCGUGCGAAUUUCGAAAUUACUUUCAAAAUGUUUUGAUAAUUGUUUAUAAUAGAAGUUUGAAUUAUAUAUCAGCAUACUUCGUACCAUAGAUGUCAAAACAAUUAAUUUUCCUCCGUGUAGAAUAACAUUUGUAUGUGACAUUUUUGCAAAAUUGACUAGUAUUUACUCGAAAAAAUGGCAGUGCCAGUGAUGCCGUGCACGUACGAGUUCUCCAAAGGCCAUGGCACCGGCGUGGCGGAAGCACUUGGAAAUUGGGGCUUUUCCAAUCGAGUAUGCAACUCUGGUCAAGAGCUGCAGCGUUUGAAGUGUCUUUUCGCAGAAAUGGACUCUUUACGCAGUCAAGAUAAAAAUACAAUAAAAUGUGUUAAGUACAAUCCGAGAUACGAUCCUAACACCUGGUAUAUUAAGCCCACUCCCGAUGAAUGUAAGCCGGCAUGGACGUUUCCCGUGAAGAGACCAUUGAUUACUUAUUCCUCAACUGCCACAACUAUGAAGGUCUCGAAUUUAAACGACAUUGGAUCAGAAAUAACGCACGUUAUACCUGGCCGCAACUACGUUCAUCAAGGUACAACUAAAUGGUACCGCCGAGGUCCAGACUGUUGCUAUCAACCUAGCUGUUUAGCCCCACAAUGCCCUGUGCCAUAUUGUUAUAAAAUUUGUUAAUUUUAAUAGUUAAUAACAAUUAUUUGUUAUAUAUAAAAUCAAUUUUAUUCGAAUAGAGGCUACGAGAAAUUAGUUUCAGCUUUCUAAAAAUAUAAAUUUCUUACUCGUAGAAAUUAAUAAAUAUAACAAUUUAUACAAAGCACUUAAAAAAAUCAUGUGUCUUUGCACAUGAAAGAAAACAUAAGGACAUAAGUAAUGGAGCAAUUAAAAUAUAAAACAAUGAUAUCAGAGAGCGGUGAAGUUGUUCAAUUUAUUUCUCAUUUUAACAAACACAGUGUCCCAAACUUUAGCGCGUUGUGUGAGAACAAUUACAUUAUCGUACGGUGGGGCAAGUGACUUAAUUGUUUGACACUGCAAGAUUUUUCAUUCUGCGCGUGAUAUUCCGGUGAAUGAAACAUCUCUAAACACUAGUUAGCAUUACAACAAUGUACACUAAUUCGAAUUCCUUAAUUAGAAACCGAUCUACAAAUAGCAGUUUGUUAGAUCCCUAAGUAAGGAGCUCUUGUGCUACCUUUGCGAUGACAUUGCAAUAUAAGAAAGCUUUUCGAGAGAUUUUUAUGUA
Messenger RNA from Linepithema humile (Argentine ant), 1385 nucleotides. RefSeq lists its product as uncharacterized. Lineage: Eukaryota; Metazoa; Arthropoda; Insecta; Hymenoptera; Formicidae. The record is from RefSeq and is a predicted model, not a curated record.